AUGUAAUUCAACAUUUGUUUAUAAUUAUCACUGCAAGAGUUAGAGAACAAAACUCGUGCACAAUAAACAUUUAUACAAAAUUGAAAAUAUUGUAUAAAUUAUAAAUAUCUAAUACUUUCAUCCCAUAAAUUUACUUUUAACGUGUAAAAAAUCAUGGUGUUAACACGAGAGUACCGUAUCUGUAUGCCAUUGACUGUUGAAGAGUAUCAAGUGGGACAAUUGUAUAUGAUUGCGAGACAUAGCUAUGAACAAUCAGGAGAUGGUGAAGGAGUUGAGGUAAUUGAAAAUCGUGAUUGUGAAGAUGAUGAACAUGGAAAAGGCCAAUAUACAGAAAAACAUAUUCAUUUGUCAACUCGGUUACCAUAUUGGCUGCAGGCCGUUUGCUCCAAGGUUUGCCCGAAAGCAUUUUAUGUCAUUGAAAAAUCAUGGAACUACUAUCCACUUACCAUAACAGAGUAUACUUGUUCAUUCAUACCAAAGUUUCACAUAUCAAUACAAUCCAAGUACGAAAAUGACAAUGGAUCACACGAUAAUUGCUUGAAUCUUAGACCGGAACUACUUGAAGUUCGUAGCGUCGAUGAGAUUGAUAUUGCAUUUGACGAACUGAGCAAACACUACAAACGUGAAGAAGAUCCAAAGUUCUUUCAAUCGACCAAAACGAAGCGGGGUCCAUUAAUUGAAGGAUGGCGAGAUGAAAAACCAAUUAUGUGUUCUUAUAAAGUUGUUCAUGCCUCAUUCGAAGUAUGGGGUCUUCAGACACGUGUCGAAGAUUUUAUUCAUCGUUGUAUUCGAGAAAUUCUUCUAUUGGGACAUAGGCAAGCAUUCACCUGGAUUGAUGAGUGGAUUGAAAUGUCAAUGCAAGACGUUCGAGGUUAUGAACAUCGUUUACAAGAUGAGACUAAUAAAAAACUGGAUAAGAAGCAUAGCGGAUCAACCUCUAGAAUAACCUUUUAGAAUAAUUUCUUAAAAGAAAAAGUACAUAUAUAUAUAACGAGAUACUAUUCGGUGGAGUUAUCAAAUAUAUAACCAUAAUUCGAA
Molecule: messenger RNA, 1038 nt
Organism: Contarinia nasturtii (swede midge)
Lineage: Eukaryota; Metazoa; Arthropoda; Insecta; Diptera; Cecidomyiidae
Gene: rdgBbeta
Product: cytoplasmic phosphatidylinositol transfer protein 1
Exons: 8
Coding region: 154-954 (266 amino acids)
Biological process (GO): phospholipid transport
Cellular component (GO): cytoplasm
Molecular function (GO): phosphatidylinositol binding; phosphatidylinositol transfer activity
Source: RefSeq, a predicted model, not a curated record